Messenger RNA from Scomber japonicus (chub mackerel), 2376 nucleotides. It is a transcript of the gene lrfn2b, whose product is annotated as leucine rich repeat and fibronectin type III domain containing 2b. Bases 1 to 2376 code for a protein of 791 amino acids. Gene Ontology annotation, cellular component: postsynaptic density membrane; cell surface. Gene Ontology annotation, molecular function: protein binding. The record is from RefSeq and is a predicted model, not a curated record. NCBI's taxonomy places the organism in Eukaryota, Metazoa, Chordata, Actinopteri, Scombriformes, Scombridae. The transcript is spliced from 2 exons.
AUGUAUGACUCUAUCAUGGACCACAUCAUCUACUGCCUGUUGGUCCUGGGAGCCACAGUGAUGAUCACCCAUGCGUGCCCCAAGUACUGUGUAUGCCAGAAUCUGUCAGAGUCUCUGGGGACACUUUGUCCCUCCAAAGGCCUUCUUUUCGUGCCUCCAGACAUUGACCGCAGCACAGUCGAGUUGCGACUGGGAGGCAACUACAUCCUCCGUAUCACGCAGCAGGAUUUUGCUAAUAUGACCGACUUAGUGGACCUGACCCUCUCCAGAAACACUAUCAGCUACAUCCAGCCCUUCUCCUUCGGUGACCUGGAAACGCUGCGCUCGCUUCACCUGGACAACAACCGAUUGAUGGAGCUUGGUCCUGAUGACUUGCGAGGCUUGAUAAACCUUCAGCACCUCAUCGUCAACAACAACCAACUGGGACGCGUCCAUGACAAGGCCUUUGAGGACCUGGCACCUGCCUUGGAGGAUCUGGACCUCUCCUACAACAACUUGAUGUCUUUGCCCUGGGAUUCAGUCCGCCAGAUGAUCAACCUGCACCAGCUCAGUCUGGACCACAAUUUAUUAGACUUUAUUCCAGAGGGUACCUUCACUGACCUGGAAAGGCUGGCGAGACUGGACCUGACUUCUAACCGAUUACAGAAAUUACCCCCAGACCCCAUCUUUGCCCGCGCCCAGGACUCAAUGAUCUUUACCACACCCUAUGCUCCCCAGCUGUCACUGAGCAUAGGUGGGAACCCACUGCACUGCAACUGUGAGAUGCUGUGGCUGCGAAGACUUGAAAGAGACGACGACCUGGAAACUUGUGCCUCCCCACCUACACUGAAGGGGCGUUACUUUUGGAAAAUAAAGGACGAGGAGUUUUUGUGUCAGCCACCUCUCAUUACCCAACACACCCACAGAAUGCUGGUCUUGGAGGGCCAGACAGCCAGUCUAAGGUGCGAAGCUACUGGAGAUCCUUCCCCUACGAUCCACUGGAUCUCCCCUGAUGAUCGGCUGCUUGGCAACACCUCCCGCACCGCAGUAUUCAGAAAUGGAACCUUGAGCAUCACCAUCACCACGUCCAAGGACUACGGAACCUUCACGUGCAUUGCUGCUAAUGUGGCCGGGGAGUCCACUGCCUCUGUGGAAGUGUCCAUCGUCCAGCUCCCACACCUUAGCAACGGCACCGGGCAGCCGGCACAGCCAAAGUCCCGCCUCUCUGACAUCACAGGUACCACCAGGAUCAGCAAGGGGGCUCCCAAGAGCCAACCAGAGAAGGCUGUGUCUGUCUCUGAGGUAACAGCUGUGUCAGCGCUUGUCAAGUGGAUGGUUAGCAAGUCAGCACCCAAGGUGAAGAUGUACCAGCUCCAGUACAACUGCUCUGAUGAUGAGGUUCUGAUCUACAGGAUGAUCCCGGCCUCCAGCAAAGCUUUCUUGGUGACAAAUCUGGUGUCGGGGACCCGCUACGAUCUGUGUGUGCUGGCCGCCUGGGACGACACAGCCACUACGCUCACGGCCACCAACGUUGUGGGCUGCACUCAUUUCUUCACGCAGGACGACUACCCUCAGUGCCAGUCCCUGCCCAGCCAGCUACUGGGAGGCACCAUGAUCCUGGUGGUGGGAGGCAUCAUCGUGGCCACGCUGCUCGUGUUCAUCGUCAUCCUCAUGGUGCGCUACAAAGCUACUGAUACAGAAGCUCCAGUGGGGAAGCUGACCAGCGUCAGCGACACACACUCUCAGACUAACGGGGGUCGGCUCGGGCAAAAUGGACUCCUCAUGCCCCAGUCUCAACCUCAACCGCAGCCAGAACCCAAGGUAAAGGCCAAAGUGACAUUGCAGGAUGAGGUGGUGGAGUUCAAAUGUGGCUCCCUCCAAAGCAGCCUCACCUCCUCCUCCUCUUCCUCGGGCUCCAUGGCCGGGGGCUCCUACAGCCCAAACAGCACACUUGCCAACAUUUGGAGGUCAGCUCCUUCCAAGCCCCGGUCCAACCUUGACCACCUCCUCGGGGCUUUCUCCUCGCUGGAGCUGCGGGGGGCGCAGGGCCGAGACGCGGGAGCCUCCAGCAGCGCUUCAACGACGGCAGCCAAGCCUCACACAGAUAGGGAGCCGCUGCUGGGCCGGACACUGGACUCCAGCCUCAGCCGGCUCCUCAUGCUACCUCUGGACAACAAGCCAAAGAGGAGCCAGUCCUUUGACAUGGGAGAUGUAACAACAGGCGCUGGCGCCGCUCAGCUGUGCAACAAACCACGCAGGAUCAGCAGUAUCUGGACUAAGAGGAGCCUGUCUGUAAAUGGCAUGCUGCUGCAAUGCGAGGAGGAGGGGGACACGGGAGGGAGCAAGGGAACAAUAGACAGCACUAGCACUGACUGGGUGAUGGAGAGUACUGUCUAG